AUGUCAGGACAAAACAUUCCAGAAGAUGACUCGGAUCCUCAAAUAGUCAUCUUCGAAACCGUGACCCCCUUGUUGUCACGAGACGAGGCAUUGCAAAUCAUCGAAGAUGCUUUCAGAGAAUUUGACACGACUACCGGCAAUCGAGAAGAAUAUGCUGGUCCAGAGAAUACAGAAAGCCCGUUGUCGCUCAACGAGGAAUCGUUUCCCAUGCCUUCCUUGAAUCCGGAUGAUCCCACUCCUCUGGCUGAGCAGCUGAGCAGACUUACAGCUGAGACAAACGACACUCUGAGGAACCGUGAUCCUGAGAUGACACUUGAACAGAGAUCACGGUGUGUCCUGAGUGCUGUACGAUCAGAGCUGGAACAAAGGACAGGCCACAGUGAUUUUAUCCUCGAUUUGAAGAUUGACGACCACCGCGAUCCGGAUUGGGUUCAAGGAGAUUCAAGCUUUGAAGGGGAGGCAAUUACAGAGGGGACGGUCAGUGUGGCUAGACUGGUACCAGUCGAGGAAGGCGACACCGCGAACCCCGCUUCAGAAGAUGAUGAUACUGCUGGUAACGGGCAGUGA
Cryptococcus amylolentus CBS 6039 is the source of this 567-nucleotide messenger RNA. RefSeq lists its product as hypothetical. The record is from RefSeq and is a predicted model, not a curated record. Lineage: Eukaryota; Fungi; Basidiomycota; Tremellomycetes; Tremellales; Cryptococcaceae. The transcript has a single exon. Bases 1 to 567 code for a protein of 188 amino acids.